CGGGGGCCGGCUUAGCGGGCGGACCGCAGCGGCGGCAUGGCGGGCCGGCGGGUGAACGUGAACGUGGGCGUCCUGGGCCACAUCGACAGCGGCAAGACGGCGCUGGCGCGCGCGCUCAGCACCACAGCCUCCACCGCCGCCUUCGACAAGCAGCCGCAGAGCCGCGAGCGCGGCAUCACGCUCGACCUGGGCUUCUCAUGCUUCUCGGUGCCGCUGCCCGCGCGCCUGCGGCCGGCGCCGCUGGGGGCCGAGCCCGAGCCUGAGCCAGGGGACGAGCCGCGGCUGCAGGUCACGCUGGUCGACUGCCCCGGGCACGCCUCCCUCAUCCGGACCAUUAUCGGCGGGGCCCAGAUCAUCGAUCUGAUGAUGCUGGUCAUUGACGUGACCAAGGGGAUGCAGACCCAGUCGGCCGAGUGCCUCGUGAUUGGGCAGAUCGCCUGCCAGAAGCUGGUCGUGGUGCUGAACAAGACCGACCUCCUGCCCGAAGGGAAGAGACAGGCGGUGAUUGAUAAGAUGACCAAGAAGAUGCAGAAGACCCUAGAGAACACCAAGUUCCGAGGUGCACCCAUCCUACCCGUGGCGGCCAGGCCUGGGGGACCGGACGCCCCCGAAACAGAAGCUCCACAGGGCAUCCCAGAGCUCAUUGAGCUCCUGACGUCCCAGAUUUCCAUCCCAAGGAGAGACCCCUCGGGCCCGUUCCUCAUGUCUGUGGACCACUGCUUCUCCAUCAAAGGCCAAGGCACCGUGAUGACAGGGACCAUUCUCUCAGGCUCCGUCAGCCUUGGUGACAGCGUGGAGAUCCCCACCCUCAAGGUGGUGAGGAAGGUGAAGUCCAUGCAGAUGUUCCACACACCCGUCACCUCUGCUGUGCAGGGGGACCGGCUGGGCAUCUGUGUCACCCAGUUCGACCCCAAGCUGCUGGAGCGUGGCCUGGUCUGCGCCCCCGAGUCCCUGCACACGGUCCAUGCAGCCCUCAUCUCCGUGGAGAAGAUCCAGUAUUUCCGGGGAUCCCUGCAGACCAAGGCCAAGUUCCACAUCACCGUGGGCCACGAGACGGUCAUGGGCCGGGUGAUGUUCUUCAGCCCCGCCCCCGACAGCUUCGACCAUGAGCCCGUGCUGGACUCCUUCGACUUCUCCCGGGAGUACCUCUUCCAGGAGCAGUACCUGUGCCCGGGCUCGGUGCCGGCCGAGACGGACGGUGGUGAGGCCGACAGGAGGGUGGGCCAGGCCUCCGAAGGCCGCUGCCCCCGGCAGCAGUGGGCCCUCGUGGAAUUCGAGAAGCCCGUCACCUGCCCGCGGCUGUGCCUGGUGAUUGGCUCCAGGCUGGACACGGACAUCCACGCCAACACAUGCCGGCUGGCCUUCCACGGCAUCCUGCUCCACGGUCUGGAAGAGAAGAACUAUGCCGAGAGCGCCCUGCCCAGGCUGCGAGUGUACAAGCUGAAGCACAAGCACGGCAUCGUGGAGCGGGUGAUGGACGACUACAGUGUGAUCGGCCGCUCCCUGUUCAAAAAGGAGACCAACAUCCAGCUCUUCGUGGGGCUCAAGGUGCACCUGUCCACUGGGGAGCUGGGGGUCAUUGCCAGCGCCUUUGGCCAGAGCGGCAAGUUCAAGGUCCACAUCCCUGGAGAGCAGCCCCUGCUGGGAAGAGGGCUCAACCUGGCAGGUGGGCUGGAGGGGAUGGUGGCGCGAGAUGGGGCAGCCUCCAGGCCUGGGCGCACGGCCCCCCUGGGAGAGGGCAGCCUCUGGAGGCUCCAGGACCCCUGUGUGCCCAGCCUGUCCCCCUCAGGCUCCUGGCUCUGUGUUGGUGCCCCUUUCAGAGCGCUCCCGCCGUCCUGCUCCGUACCCCGUACCCUUGGAGGGUGAGGCUUACGACUCACGGCACCCUCAUGUCGUCUGAGGCCCGGACCGCCACGGUAGAUGAGGCAGGAGCGUCCCCGAGGGGAGAGGUGGGAAGGCCCGACUCCCUUUUCCCUGUGGGUCCUUCUUCAGCCCCAGCCUCCCCGCCAGGCACAGCUAAUGGAGCCCCGCCUGGACCUCACCCAGGGCUUCCCUGGAGGGAAACACGCUGGAGCCCAGGGGGUGUCCCCUCCUCUCUGGCCUGGUCCCCACGGCCCCGCGACCCUGCACCCGUCACUGGGGGUACCCCAAGCACAGGCGCACAUGCAGAAAGUGACAGCCCUGGGGCCUGUCCAGGCCCAGCCACCGAGGGCCGCCCCUCGGAGAGGCCUACCGAGUCCAAGGAGGCCAGAGGGGGCCACCCACACCCGUGUCCCCGGGAGCCAGCGUCGCCUCCUCAGACUUGUCCCCGGCAGGGCACACCGUGUGGCCACAUCACCUCCUCCACCCUCUCCAGGCCCACACCCUGCUGAGGCCCAGGCACAGGGAGGGUGAUCAGGCUGCUCUUCUGGCCAGUACAACCUCUGAGCAAGCACAGCUGGGGCCACUUGGUGCCCCAGGGGGACAGCGGUCUGAGCACAGGACGGGGGGUGCCGGCUGUCUCACCGGUGGUCUUCCGAAAUCCUGUCUACACUCCCUGAGUGCUCCGGGGCCGUGUUCUGCGUGACUUCUGGGCAGGGCCUCCAGGAUCCCCAAGAAUUUGAACUUGGGCUCUCGGCUGAGUAUAGCCUGGGACCCACCUCACAGCACUCCCGCCUCUGCUCUCUGCCCGCCCUGCCUGGUCCACUGUUCAGGGUUCUGAACGGCCUGGAGCUGGCCGCCAUGCCUCAUGCCAGCCUUGCCUGACAGGCACCUCUGGAUGACCUAUGACCUCGCCCAGCACACGGGCGGUGUGGAGUUGGGGGGAGUAGGUUUAUGAGCAGAGGGGCUGGUGCGUUCCUCCACGACCUGGCGGCCUUGGCCUAGGGCACCAUCGCCACGGGACUGAGCGGCCGGCUGCCCCCCAGAGUCCCGACCGCUCCUCCCCGGCCCGCCUAAGACACCACGUGCUCCAGAACAGGGACUUCGUCUGGCCUGUGUGCCUGGUCCACCUGGGGCUGGGCGGGCUCGCCCCCCGCCCCCCCUCCACUGCUGCUGCAUCCUCCAAGUCCAGCCUCUGCUUACGUACCUCCAGGCACGGGGAGGUCCCUCCACACUAUCCCAGCCGAAUGACAGCUGAGACAAGCAGCAACUCGGGGGCGGCCACCAAGACAGCCCAGCACAGUGCAGGCCCUCUCUGGGGGACGCUCUGGUGGGUCCCAGGUCUGCCCUCUGCCCCUGCAGCCCCUCUGCCCCCAGGGCUCUCCUCCAAGGCGGCAUCCCCCGACCAGCACCUCCGAGAAGCUGGGCCCAGAACCUCGGUCCCCUGCCCUGGCCCUGGGCCUUGGAACGCUGCGGCUGCUGGUGGCUGCUGCAUCUUGCUCAUUAGUUCAUUGAUUCCUUUGACCAAGAUUGGACCAAAGUUUCCUGCACACUUGCCAGGGACUUGAGCGGCUUGGAACAGCCUGUCCCCUGAUGAGGGGUGCCCAGAAGGGCGGGGACAGUUGCCGCCGUGGCCACCAUGUCUGGGAAUCAUAGGCUGGCCUCUAUCCUGGGAGAGUCAGCGUCCAGAUCCUUCCUGCAGGUUCCACAGAACACCAGCACCUAGUGGCCAUGUAACCAAGUGUCUGGUUCCCAGACCUCACCUCGCUCAGCAGCCCUGGGACCCAAUGAGGCCUGGAGCAAGUGUCUCACCCUCUCUGUGCCACAGCAAAAUGAAAUGGCUAUUAGGACCUGCCUUGCUGGAUAGUGGUAUGAGUGAAAGGGACACACAGCAGAUGCUCACUAAACGCUCUGUGGCAGCCACCUGGGAGAACAGUUGGGGUGUUUCCUAAAAAGUGAAGCAGAGUCAUUGCCCCAAAGUGGAAACAACGCUAAUGUUUAUCAACUGAUGAACAGAUAAAAAGUGCUGGGCGCACCCACACACUACCUGGAAUAUUAUUCCGUGGAAUAUUUAAAUGAAAUAUUAUUCAGUGAUAAUAUAAUAAUAAAAAGGGAUGCAGUACCAAUGCUUGCUACAUGGAUGAACCUUGAAAACAUUGUUCUGAGUAGAAAAAGCCAGAUUCAAAGGAUGCCGUAUUGUAUGGUUCCACGUGUAUGAACUACCCAGAAGAGGCAAAUCCAUAGAGACAGAAGGGAGACUGGCGGUUUCCUAGGGCUGGGAGACGAGAGGAAGAGGGUGGCGGUCAGGAGGUGGAGGGGUUCUUUCUGGGGUGAUGAAAAUGAUCUAAAAUUGAUCAUGGUGAUGGAUGUACAGCUCUGUGAAUAUACUACAGCCAUUGAAUUAUACACUUUAAAUGAGGGAACUGUGUGGUGUGUGUUAUAUCACAGUAAAGCUGUUAAAAAAAAACUAAGCAAUGAAGUUACCAUAUGACCUAGUAAUUCCACUCCUAAGUCUGUACCCAAGAGAACUGAAAACAUACGUCCACACAAAAGCUUGCACACGAAUGUUCAGAGCAGCCUGAGUUGGGACAGUCAAACAGUGGAGAGGACCCGAGUGCCCAUCAGCUGAUGAACGGAUAAAUGAAAUGCGGUCCUAACAUGCAAUGGACUAUGAUUAGCCAGCAAAAGGAAUGAAAUACGGAUACGGACUCAACAUGGAUGAACCUCAAAAACAUUAUGUUCAGUGAAAGAAGCCAGAUAGCAAAGUCAUAGAUUGUAAAAUUCCAUUUACAAGCGUGUCCAGGAUAGGUAAGUCCAUAAUUGUAGAGAGUACCUCUGUGGUUGCCAGGGGCUGGGGGACCUAGUGGGAUGGCACUGACUGCUAGUGGCUAUGGCUCCCUUUUUGGGGACAAAAUGUUCUAAACUUAGAUUGUGGUAAUGGUUGCACCUCUUUGUAAAUAUGCUAAAACCACUGAAUUGUACACUUCAA
Messenger RNA from Mesoplodon densirostris (Blainville's beaked whale), 4849 nucleotides. RefSeq names its product eukaryotic elongation factor, selenocysteine-tRNA specific (gene EEFSEC). NCBI's taxonomy places the organism in Eukaryota, Metazoa, Chordata, Mammalia, Artiodactyla, Ziphiidae. The record is from RefSeq and is a predicted model, not a curated record. Gene Ontology annotation, biological process: selenocysteine incorporation. The transcript has 7 exons. Bases 37 to 1866 code for a protein of 609 amino acids. Gene Ontology annotation, molecular function: GTP binding; GTPase activity; translation elongation factor activity.